Falco peregrinus (peregrine falcon) is the source of this 3366-nucleotide messenger RNA. RefSeq names its product nuclear autoantigenic sperm protein (gene NASP). Lineage: Eukaryota; Metazoa; Chordata; Aves; Falconiformes; Falconidae. Gene Ontology annotation, molecular function: histone binding. The transcript is spliced from 6 exons. The coding region runs from base 146 to 1489 and encodes 447 amino acids. Gene Ontology annotation, biological process: DNA replication-dependent chromatin assembly; CENP-A containing chromatin assembly. The record is from RefSeq and is a predicted model, not a curated record. Gene Ontology annotation, cellular component: nucleoplasm.
GCGCGCGGCAUGCCGGGAGCGGUAGUCCUCUCGCGGCGUGCGCGCGCCGCGAGGCGGGCCGGGGCGUGUCCUCGGGGGUAUAUAGGCAGCCGGAGGGGCAGGGGUCUGCACUCUGCCGCCGCCGCCCCUCUCUCCAGCAGCUUCUAUGCAAGCGUCGGCCGUCGCCGCUCCCCCCCGCGCUGAGUCCGCGCCGGCCUCCCCGACUAGGAUGGAAGAGGAAUUGGCAGCUCCUUCCACGUCCACAGACAAGACAGACAGUAUGGAUGUGGAUGGAGAAUCAAAGAAACUAUUGGGUUUAGGACAGAAACACUUGGUAAUGGGAAAUAUUCCGGCUGCUGUCAAUGCAUUCCAAGAAGCUGCGAGCUUACUGGGUAAAAAAUACGGUGAGACAGCGGAUGAGUGUGCAGAAGCUUUUUUUUAUUAUGGAAAAUCUCUCCUGGAAUUGGCAAGAAUGGAAAAUGGUGUGCUGGGAAACGCCUUAGAAGGCGUGCAGGUUGAAGAGGAAGAAGAAAAAGCUGAAGAUGAGUCUGCGUUACCAACUGUUGAUGAAGAAGCAAGGGAAGAGUUGAGAGAACAGGUAUAUAAUGCCAUGGGGGAAAAAGAAGAGGCCAAAAAGUCUACAGAAGAGUCUCCAGUACUAUCUGAGAAGGAAGUCAAAGAAGAGGAUGUUGAAAUGGAAGACAUCACGGAAGAAAAACCAACAGAAGAAGCAGUUGCUGACAAGGAUGUAAAGCUUGAAGAGGCUGAAGAGAAGACCGAGGCUUCUGUGGAAAAAGAAGUAACUUCAGAAGAGCAGAAACAGCAGGUUGCUGUGGAAAAGGAGGCUGCAAAAGAAAUGGCAGCUGUGGAAGAGAAGGUAGUGGAAGAAGAGCGGAAGAUGGUGCCUGAAAACAAGGUAGCAGAGGCAACUGAGGAGAAGGAGAGAAUGAUAGAAGCUUCAGACAAGGAGGUGGAAGCCUCUGUAGAAGAGGCUGAAGCUGGAGAAGUGACUGUGGAAGAGAAGGGAGAUGUGGCAGAGCAGACAGCAAAAGCAGCAGAAAAAGAUCUGGCUGUGGAAAAGGGAGAGGCUGUAGAAGGGCAGGCAGAGGCAGCUGUGGAAGAAGAGAAGGCAGUAGCGCAAGUGACAGCAGAAGUGCAGGCAGCAGUUGCUGUGGAGCAGAAAGAAGCUGCAGAAGGGGCAGCAGAAGCAGCUGAACAGAAGAAGGUGGAGGAGAAACAAGAGCUGGUAGAGACUGCUACAGAAGAGAAGCCAGAUGAGUCCAAAGAGCCAGAGUCCUCAAAGGAACCCAUGCCCACAGAGGGUAAAGAGCCAUCUAAUGACUUGGAAGAAAAGGCUGAAGUAGCUGCUAAGGUAGAGAAAGAGGAAAAGAAGGAUGACCUGGUGGAAGAGGGUGAAGGUGCUAAGGUAGAAAAAGAAGAGAAAGAUGACCUGAUGGAAGAGGGAGAAGGUAACAGUGAGAGGAGAAGUUAUUGUGGGUGGAUGACUUGAUGGAUUUGGCUAACAAUGGGUAAAAAGUGUUCCAUUCAGAAUUUUCUGUUUGCCUUAGAAAAAGGAAAAGGCACAGUAAAGGGGCUUUUGGAGGAUUUUACAUCCAAGUAAAGUUUCAAGGAAUGGUCUCAGUUUCUUUAGACUAACGCUUAACUAACUGCAAAGCAAAUCUUGAAAGCAAACUUACAGCCCUGUGAAAUGUGUAAGUAACGGCUAGGCUCGUGGAGAAUACUGAAUGGAUGUUCACUUGCAUGCGUCUGGGUGUAUUGCACUAACCUUCAGCACAAGUUGUUCGGAAGCACAAGUUGUCUCUGGUUAUAACCAUACUUCAUUUUAAAAGUGGAGCAGAAAAAUAAGAACAGCUGAAUACAUUAAAAAGAAAAGAAAUACGCUUUUAGUGGGGGGGAAGGAGCUCUCCCUUUGAGUCUCUCUGACAAUUACAAGCAAGCAUUUAGUUGGCAAAUCUAAACUUAAUUUGCCUUGGAACCUGAAGGCUUAUUGUUACUAUCUAGUACAGUCUUCCAGCUCUCUAGCUUUUUCUGCCAUUCCGCUUCCCUGCUUCACUGUAGCUGUUUUCUGGAUUAUGUUAGAGUAACUUAGUAAAACUUGCACAUUUUGCUGAAGUAUUACUUGCAUGGUCUUAGUAGGCCAGUGCUUCCUAUUGCACAAGUUAAUUGAUGAGCUGAUAAUUGAAACUUUGCUUGUCAGUAAAUUUGCUUCAGAGGAAGAGCCUUAUUUUAGGAACUGGUAAACAUUCAGACUAAAUCCUUUUGGACACUGACAGGAUUUGUACUGCUGAGCAGAGUGAACCUCACUGGUGGAACAGCUGCCUAACAAGGUGUCUGUCUGGAUGUAGUAUGACUGAACAUAAACUAAGAAUAGUUAUCCACUCGUCGUUAUCCUGUGAAAGGCUGCUUAUGUACAAAUACUGCUGCUUUCCCCCACCACCCCCAACUCUGCUAGUCUGAGGACACUCCUGAACAUCCUCAUCUAGUACUGUGUCAUUCCAGACUUCUCCCGCUACUUAAAAAGUUUAACUUCUUAACACCUCCUCUGGUUUACCUUUGAGCUGUCCUGAUACAGGUUUGGCCAUCUCAGUGGUAGGUGAGGGUUCUCUAGUCUCCGUCCCAUCAAGCUCAUGUUACUCCGGAAUUAGCAGUCAUGAUAUGGGAACUAAGCGUGUGACCUUAGCAUGCAAGUCAACCAAUGCUCUGAAGUUACUAGCCGUACUCCUUCAUUGCACACUUUCCCAAAAAUCUUUUCUACAAGUAGAAUAGAUCAUGUAGUGCCCCUACACAGCAUCAGAAGUCAAAUCAGUGCUGCACAGUACAGAUUCAUUAAUAACAUUGCUGAUGUGUCUGACAUGAGGAACAUGACUUCAGAAAUAGUCUUUAUUUGUACACAGUUUGGCAGCUAUCUUGCUGAAAACUCCUGUUAUCUGUAGCAUGAAGUCCAGCAACUGAUCGGUACCUCCAGAGCUCAGUCCAGCAUCCUGUGGUUUCAGUGGGAGUUCACAAUGAAUUUGUGAGAACUGAAUCCUGUGUUAAGUUUCUGUUCUAGAUAAUGUGAAGUUAAACUUAAAACAAGGGCUAAGGCAGCCUGGAACUACUUUAGUCUACGGUGCCUACCACUUUCAGCAAGAUGGCUGCUGCUGAGCAUUUAAUGUAUCUGUGCUCUUCUUGCAUCCCACAUCUAACCUGUCACUGGAAGGAUAAGGGCUGGAUAUUUAUUCUGCCUGACUCCAUGUGAAGCAAGCAUAACAACAACAAGUGUUGUUCAUCUACUUUCCUUGUAGAAACAGAAGAAUCUGAAGAGGAAGAUAAAGAAAAUGAUAAAGCUGAAGAUGAUAAGGAGAAUGAAUUGACAGUAGAAGACAA